GGCGAGGCGGCGGCCAUGUCGGUGUCGUGCGGCCUGGAGUGCGUGCUCUGCGUCGGCUGCGUGCGCUGGGCCUGGAAGCGCCUCACCUACAUCGGCGCCUACGACAGCGAGACCUGGCCGCCCGCCGCCGCCGACGACUUCCACCCCGUCCCGCGCAUCUGCCAGAUCAUCAUGGCCAUCAACGAGGACGACCUCGCCAACCCCAAGUUCGCGCCGCCCGGGCUCGGAUACGCCGACAUCGACGCCGCCGGCAUCGUCAAGCGCACCACCUACGCCGACGUCGGCGCAGACUGCCCGCCCUACAUCGUCUACGUCGACCGCCGCCACAACGAGGUCGUCCUCGCCGUCCGCGGCCUCAACCUCGUCCGCAACGCCGACUACCAGGUCCUCAUGGACAACAAGCUCGGCAAGCAGAUGUUCGACGGCGGCUACGUGCACUACGGCCUGCUCAGGGCGGCGCAGUUCAUCCUCGAGAAGGAGACGGACGCGCUGCGGGACCUGCUGCGCAAGCAAGGGCCCGGGUGCAGGCUCGUCUUCGCGGGCCACUCGCUCGGCUCCGGCAUCGCUGCGCUCAUGACCAUACUCGUCGUCAACAACCGCAGGGCGUUCGACGAUAUUCCCAGGAGCCACAUACGCUGCUACGCGCUCGCGCCCGCACGAUGCAUGUCGCUCAACCUCGCCGUCAAGUACGCAGACGUCAUCUACUCCGUCGUGCUGCAGGAUGAUUUUUUGCCAAGGACGCCAACACCAUUGGAAUACAUAUUUGGGUCUAUAUUCUGCCUGCCCUGCUUGAUAUUCCUCGUUUGCUUGAGAGAUACAUUUAAACAAGACAAGAAAAAGUUCAAAGAUCCUAGAAGAUUGUAUGCUCCUGGCCGAAUGUAUCAUAUCGUUGAGAGGAAAUUUUGCAGAUGUGGAAGAUACCCACCUGAGGUGAGAACUGCUAUUCCGGUGGAAGGACGGUUUGAGCAUGUUGUGUUAUCAUGCAGUACAACUUCCGAUCAUGCGCUUGCUUGGAUUGAGCGGGAAUCAAUAAAGGCUUUAGAGCUAAUGAAGGAAAACGGGAAUGCAACGACUCCACCUGCUCAACAGAAGAUGGAGAAGUUGCAUAGUUUUCAGGAAGAACACAAGAGUGCGCUCGAGAGAGCAAAAACCUUGGAGGUUCCUCACGCGAUAGACAUUUCCGAAGAGGAAAACCAUGUGGGUGUUUGCCCUGCCCCAUCCUCCGAUACUCACAGCGAGACGACAUCAGAAGCUAAAUCUGCAGGAAGAACCAGCUGGGAUGAGCUAGUGGACAAACUUUUCACGAGGGAUGAAGAUGGGAAGCUUAUUGUGAACAGGGACAUGGUGGCGAAGGAAGUUGUUGUCGAGUAAUGACGGCCCCAAGCUUUUUAGACUAUUUUUGUAACACCGUAAUCCACCCUUCGCUAGCUGUAUACAUGAGUGCAUAGUGGGAAUCUUGUUUUUACCCUCUCAGGAAUUUUGUUUUUGAGAGCGAGCCAUUUCUCUGGCAGAGGAAAUCGGUCGCAGAUGCCUAGCGCCAAGGGCUGUCUUUGUGUAUAGAUAGAUAUCAUCUGUGUAUUCUUGACUCUGAAAGGUCUUGCGCGUCGAUUAAUAUGAGUAUAUUGUAGUA
Lolium rigidum is the source of this 1630-nucleotide messenger RNA. RefSeq lists its product as uncharacterized. The transcript is spliced from 6 exons. NCBI's taxonomy places the organism in Eukaryota, Viridiplantae, Streptophyta, Magnoliopsida, Poales, Poaceae. Gene Ontology annotation, biological process: lipid catabolic process. The record is from RefSeq and is a predicted model, not a curated record. The coding region runs from base 16 to 1371 and encodes 451 amino acids.